UAUAACUAUAUUAGGACUUCGAGUAUCUCAACCAUGGAUGCAACACACCAAAAAUGUACAGCAAUGUUUUAAGCAAAGAUCCGAUAAACAUAGAGGCAAAUUUCGUCUCCCCAAAUGUCUCAGGUACCAUUACAACACUAGCUGGUGCGACGUAUGAAAACAAAACAGUCAUUAUUUUUGGAACUUCUGCAGGGAUCAUAUCACAGGCAGUUUUGCUGCAAAACUAUUCGAUCUUAGAAAACUACAAGAUGACAGUAGAUCUUGGUAAUGAAAUCAAGAAAAUAUAUGCCAUUGGUGAAGAGACCGUGUAUGUAAUGAGCAGUAAAAGAGUAGUAAAGUAUGCGACAACUAAUUGUUCUGAAUUUGAGUCAUGUGAAGACGUGAUGAAAGGUAAACACCCCUUGUGCGGCUGGUGCGUUUAUAAAGAAAGAGCUACACGGCGGCAUGUAUGUUCCAACAAUACCAAUCAUUGGAUAUCGUCGUUUGAAAAUUGUUUGACAAUGUCUGUGGCGCCAAAUGCAGUACCUUUAUCGGUAGCAUCAAACUCUUCAAACACCAGGAUCAUUAUUAAGAUGAAAGACAUUCCAUUGAGGGAAUUGGGUGAUGCAUAUCUCUGUCUAUUUUCAAUGCAUUCCAACAUAUAUAUCACAAAUGCAGAAGACCUAGAUUAUUCAACAUUGUCCUGCUCUUUGCCGAUUAUUUCAGUUCAUGGUAAUGUGAGGAUAAAGCUUCUGGUAAAGACACUAACAGGACUCGAGACAACACUGUCGUCUGCUUCAAUUCAAAUCUAUGACUGCAGAAAAUAUAAAAGGUGUAUGGAAUGUAUAAAUACUGAAUUCGUCCAGUGCAAUUGGUGUGGUCAAGAUGCAAGUUGUGAAGAACCAAACUCUGGAUGUCCUAGACCAAUUUCUAUUAUUAGUGAAUGUCCACACCUACUGAAUAACAAAGGGAACUUCCUACCAUUAGGGACAAGAUCAGUUUUAUCUUUUCGAAUUGCAAAUGCUAUAAAUUCCACAGGUGUGAUCUACAGAUGUAUGCUACAAGGUUCUGAGAGCGUAAUGGCAACAUUGAAAGGUGAUUUUUUAUCAUGCCGUAUGCAGGUUUCGCAGAUUACCCAUCGGAAGAAAAAAGAGAAGCUAAAGAUAGUUAUCACAUAUGGACCAAGAAUCGACUCCUUUGCCGAAAUAGAUGAUCUUUUUGUGAAUUCAGUAACGGUAUACAGAUGUGAACAAAUGGCUUUAGAUUGCAGUCAUUGCCAGGCGUUAAACAAAUUACUUUACAGCUGUUAUUGGGGUACAAACAAUAAAUGUGUUCACAAUGGUGCGUACCGUGUAUCAAAUUGUUCGUCACCAAACAUAACAGAGAUAACACCGACAACUGGUCCCAUCUAUGGUGGUACCUAUGUAACUAUCUACGGGAGUAAUUUAGGUACAACAAUGCUGGACAUUGAAACCAUAACAGUUGCUAACGUGACCUGUGAUCUGAUGAACGAUACAACAAUAGAAUCUGAUCCAGAUUUUGAAUCUCUUGAGCAAUCUAGGUAGGAAUGGUGGUUUUCAUAAAAACCUAAGUAAACCAAAACAAUUAGAUUCUCACUUAAGAAAUAAAAUACACUUAAAGUUAAGUUGCAACUUU
Molecule: messenger RNA, 1635 nt
Organism: Ruditapes philippinarum (Manila clam)
Lineage: Eukaryota; Metazoa; Mollusca; Bivalvia; Venerida; Veneridae
Product: plexin-B-like
Exons: 12
Coding region: 54-1544 (496 amino acids)
Biological process (GO): semaphorin-plexin signaling pathway involved in axon guidance; regulation of cell migration
Cellular component (GO): semaphorin receptor complex
Molecular function (GO): semaphorin receptor activity; protein binding
Source: RefSeq, a predicted model, not a curated record